Lolium rigidum is the source of this 4920-nucleotide messenger RNA. RefSeq names its product ABC transporter G family member 48-like. Gene Ontology annotation, molecular function: ATP hydrolysis activity; ABC-type transporter activity; ATP binding. The transcript is spliced from 19 exons. Gene Ontology annotation, cellular component: membrane. NCBI's taxonomy places the organism in Eukaryota, Viridiplantae, Streptophyta, Magnoliopsida, Poales, Poaceae. The coding region runs from base 45 to 4430 and encodes 1461 amino acids. The record is from RefSeq and is a predicted model, not a curated record.
UAAGCAAACGCAGAGCUCCAUCGAUCAUCGAUCGGUAGCCAGCCAUGGAGCCAAACGGGAUGCCCGGGUCGGGCGGAGCGCUCACGCGCAGCGGCCGCCGGAGCAGCCGGAGCUGGGGCAGCAACAUCUCCCACUCCCUCCGGCAGCAGGCGGGCCUGCAGCCGGACACCGACGAACCGUUCCGGCGCGGCUCCGCCACCUCCUCCCGCCGCCACGACGACGACGAGGAGAACCUCCGGUGGGCGGCGCUGGAGAAGCUCCCCACCUACGACCGCAUGCGGCGCGCCAUCCUCCUCGCCAACCACAGCCUGCAGCAGUACGCCGGCGGCGGGGAUGACGGGAUGGUGGAGAUCGAGCACCUCGCCAGCGGCGACGGCGGGCGCGCGCUCCUGGAGCGCGUGUUCAGGGACGACAGCGAGGGGUUCCUGAGGAGGCUCAAGGACCGGGUGGACAGGGUGGGCAUCGAGAUGCCGGCCAUCGAGGUGCGCUACCAGGACCUCAGCAUCGAGGUCGACGCCUACGUCGGGAGCUCCGCCUUGCCCACGCUCUGGAACGUCACCGCCAACGUCUUCAAGAGUCUUAUCGGACGCCUCGCCUCCUCCAACAAGAAAACCAUCAACAUACUCCAAAACGUCAAUGGUAUCCUCAAACCAUCCAGGAUGACUCUUCUUCUUGGACCUCCUUCUUCAGGAAAGAGCACGCUUAUGCGGGCCCUUUCUGGCAAGCUUGACAAAAGCCUCAAGGUAUCUGGCAGCAUCACAUAUUGUGGCCACACAUUUUCCGAGUUCUACCCUGAGAGGACCAGCGCGUAUGUUAGCCAGUACGAUCUCCACAAUGCGGAGAUGACUGUAAGAGAGACACUGGAUUUCUCCAGGCGCUGCUUAGGCGUCGGUGCCAGAUAUGACAUGCUUGCGGAGCUCGCCAAGAGGGAGCGUGAAGCUGGCAUAAAACCAGAUCCUGAGAUCGACGCUUACAUGAAAGCUACUGCGGUGCAGGGAAAGGAGAGUAAUAUUGUGACGGAUCUUACUCUCAAGGUCCUUGGGCUUGACAUUUGUGCUGAUACCAUGAUCGGUGAUGACAUGAUCAGAGGAAUUUCCGGUGGGCAAAAGAAGCGUGUCACAACUGGGGAAAUGUUAACUGGACCUGCAAGUGCUUUGUUCAUGGAUGAAAUUUCCACUGGUUUGGAUAGCUCUAGCACAUUUAUGAUUGUAAAAUAUAUGAAGCAGUUGGUCCAUGUGAUGAAUGAGACCGUGAUGAUCUCCCUCCUACAACCACCGCCCGAGACAUACAACCUGUUUGAUGACAUUAUUUUGCUAUCAGAAGGAUACAUAGUGUACCAUGGGCCACGUGAGAACAUCUUGGAAUUCUUUGAAGCUUCUGGUUUUCGGUGCCCUGACAGGAAAGGAGUCGCUGAUUUCCUUCAAGAGGUCACUUCCAAGAAAGACCAACAACAAUACUGGUACCGUGAACAGGAACAAUAUCGUCCGGUGUCAGUCCCAGAGUUUGCUGAACGUUUCAAGAAAUUCCAUGUAGGCCAGCAGAUGAUCAAGGAGAUGCAGAUCCCUUAUGACAAAUCCAAAACCCAUCCUGCUGCAUUGACCACCAAGAAGUAUGGCAUAUCCAGCAAGGAGUCACUCAAGGCAGUGAUGUCGAGAGAGGUGCUGUUGAUGAAGCGCAACUCGUUCAUCUACAUCUUCAAGGUCUCCCAGUUGAUCAUCCUUGGGCUCAUGGCCAUGACUGUGUUCCUCAGAGUAAAGAUGCCCACUGGGAAGAUUGCUGACGGUGGCAAAUUCUAUGGAGCUCUGACUUUCAGUUUAAUCACCAUCUUGUUCAACGGGUUUGCUGAGCUACAACUCACCAUAAAGAUGCUUCCUACGUUCUACAAACAAAGGGAUUUCUUGUUUUUCCCCCCAUGGACAUGGGGAGUGGCAAACAUACUCUUAAAAAUUCCUGUUUCGUUUGUGGAGGCCGGGGUAUGGGUCGUCCUCACGUACUAUGUGAUGGGCUUUGCACCUGCUGCAGGAAGGUUCUUUCGUCAGUUUUUAGCGUUCUUCGCUACUCACCAAAUGGCGAUUGCUUUGUUCCGAUUUUUGGGUGCUGUUCUGAAAUCAAUGGUUGUGGCCAACACUUUUGGGAUGUUCGUGAUCCUUCUUAUUUUCAUAUUUGGAGGAUUUCUCAUCCCUAGGGGUGACAUCAGACCAUGGUGGAUCUGGGCUUACUGGUCAUCCCCUAUGAUGUACAGUCAGAAUGCAAUAUCUGUCAAUGAAUUCCUUGCCACUAGGUGGACCACUCCAAACACCGACACUUCUGUUGAUGCACCAACAGUAGGCAAGGCUCUUCUUAAAUCGAAAGGAUUUUUUACUACUGACGGGGGCUAUUGGAUUUCCAUAGGAGCCCUUGUAGCAUUCGCUAUUGUGUUCAACAUCUUGUACAUUUUGGCCCUUACGUACUUGAGCCCUAGCGGUAGCUCAAACACACUAGUUUCAGACGAAGAGAAUGAGUCAGAAGCCAAUGCAUCAUCUAAUACGGCAUCUUCAAUACCUAUGGUUGAUGUAGGUACUAAUGGAGCCACAAAUAGGCCAACUCAGUCAGGAGUUGUCUUGCCUUUCCAGCCCCUUGCACUUUCUUUCAACCAUGUAAACUAUUACGUGGACAUGCCAGCGGAAAUGAAGGAACAAGGAUUCGGGGAAACUCGGCUCCAGUUGCUCACUGAUAUCAGUGGUGCUUUCAGGCCAGGUGUCCUGACAGCACUUGUUGGCGUGAGUGGAGCUGGAAAGACCACUCUAAUGGAUGUCUUGGCAGGAAGGAAAACUAGUGGGUCUGUUGAAGGAAGUAUCACCCUCUCUGGUUACCCUAAAAAUCAAGAAACUUUUGCCCGCGUUAGUGGCUAUUGUGAACAGAAUGAUAUCCAUUCACCAAAUGUUACUGUCUACGAAUCCAUUUUGUACUCAGCCUGGCUGCGUCUUUCAUCAGAUGUUGACGAAAAAACGAGAAAGAUGUUUGUGGAGGAAGUCAUGACCCUUGUAGAGCUUGAUGCGUUGCGUAAUGCUAUGGUUGGUCUCCCUGGAGUCGACGGAUUAUCAACUGAACAAAGGAAGAGACUGACAAUUGCGGUGGAGCUGGUAUCAAAUCCUUCAAUCAUAUUCAUGGAUGAGCCAACUUCUGGUCUUGAUGCUAGAGCAGCAGCGAUUGUCAUGCGGGCGGUGCGAAAUACAGUCAACACUGGGCGUACUGUGGUUUGUACAAUCCAUCAACCCAGCAUCGAUAUAUUUGAGUCUUUUGAUGCGCUUCUACUUCUGAAAAGAGGAGGCCAGGUUAUUUAUGCUGGUGAUCUUGGUCGCCACUCUCAUAAACUGGUUAAAUAUUUUGAGGCAAUUCCAGGUGUUGAAAAGAUCACAGAAGGAUAUAAUCCUGCAACAUGGAUGUUGGAAGUUAGCUCCCCUCUAGCCGAGGCUCGCUUGGAAGUAAAUUUUGCUGAAAUUUACGCCAACUCUGCUCUUUAUAGGGAAAACCAAGAACUUAUUAAGGAAUUGAGCGUCCCCCCUCCAGGCUACGAGGAUCUCUCAUUCCCUACAAAGUAUUCUCAGAAUUUCUACAACCAGUGUGUUGCAAACUUCUGGAAGCAAUACAAAUCUUAUUGGAAGAAUCCUCCCCACAACGCCAUGCGCUUUCUUAUGACGUUGCUCAAUGGUCUUGUAUUUGGGACGGUGUUUUGGCAAAAAGGAACUAAACUAGAUACACAACAAGAUUUGUUCAAUCUACUUGGAGCCACUUAUGCUGCUGUCUUCUUCCUCGGGGCUUCCAAUUGCAUCACAGUCCAACCCGUUGUGGCAAUCGAGCGAACUGUUUUCUACCGUGAAAAGGCGGCGGGGAUGUAUUCUCCAUUAUCCUAUGCAUUAGCUCAGACAAGCGUGGAGAUCAUCUACAACGUCUUGCAGGGGUGUCUAUACACAGUCGUCAUCUAUGCGAUGAUUGGAUAUGAUUGGAAAGCCGACAAGUUUUUCUAUUUCCUGUUCUUCAUCGUUUCAAGCUUCAACUACUUCACAUUGUUUGGCAUGAUGUUGGUGGCAUUGACCCCAUCUGCGAUGCUUGCAAACAUACUGAUAUCCUUUAUGAUGCCUCUUUGGAACCUGUUUGCUGGAUUCCUCGUCGUGAGACCGUUGAUACCAAUCUGGUGGAGGUGGUACUACUGGGCAAACCCUGUGUCAUGGACCAUCUAUGGCGUCGUGGCGUCGCAAUUUGGCGAGAACACCGGUAGUCUUUCGGUCCCUGGUGCGGACUCCACCACGGUGAAGCAGUUUCUGGACGAUAAUCUGGGAAUAAAGCACGAUUUCCUUGGCUACGUCGUGCUGGCCCACUUUGCCUUUUGCAUUGGCUUCUUCUUUGUGUUCGGCUAUUCCAUCAAGGUCUUGAACUUCCAGAAACGUUAGGCAGGCGGUGUGCAGCUACCAAGUAAUCUAGCGUGUGCGUGCGUGAGGGUGUGUAUAUUACAAGUAGUUGGAUGCAGAGACAUUCCUCUGCUACUAUUGUGUAAAUGAGAUUUAGUAGCGAUACACCUUGUUUCACUAUGAGUAUAUAUAUAUGGGAAAAGGUCCAGUUUUGUCUCUUGACUGUUAUUGCCGAAAUCCAAAGUUUGGUCUGUAAAAUGUAUGACAAAGAAGAAGGAGUGGUCAACUUGUUUGCACAUGGUUUGUGCAAAAGAAUAACUGUCCAUUUGAGUAGCAAAUGAGAGUUCUUGCUGCAUAAAUAUAUCUUUUGUACUAAUGUUGUUGAGAGUUAUGUUUGAGUUGAUAAGGAGAAGGUACUGUAUCUCACUCCCAGAGAGGAAUUCUCGGUGUAGAAUGAAUGCAGAGGAGUUGUUGAAAAGGAAAAGGUGAGCCUCUGUAAUCUUAUUUGUUACUGAACAUGGGUGGAUCCAAA